AUGGCGGACAAGUAUGAGGAUAGUAGUUCAUUUUCAAUGGGUAAAUCCGCACAAGAAAGAGGACUUUCAUACGUGCCAAAAUGCUACGAAGCGCAAGCUUUUGAUAAGUCGAAAAGCGAUGCCAACAUUUGGGAUGCUCCUACUAUCGACUUGGCUCGCAUCGCAGAUCCCACGCACAGAUCCAUCCUCGUCCAACAAGUUGCAAAUGCUUGUCGUAAUCAUGGUUUCUUUCAAAUUGUAAAUCAUGGGAUAGCAGAAGCAACAGUAGAAGGAGCUCUCUCGGUGGCCUCUACUUUCUUGAAUCUAUCAACUGAAAGUAAGGCGAAAUACAUGUCCAACGACGUCCACAACCCGGUCAGAUACGGCACUAGCUUAAAAGAUGGAGUCGAUAAGCUUCAAUUUUGGAGGACUUUUCUCAAGCACUACUCUCACCCUCUCAAUCACUGGAUUCAUAUGUGGCCUGAUUCCCCUCUUCAUUAUAGACAGAAAAUGGGAGAAUACGUGGUGGAGCUGCAAAAGCUUGCGGAGAAGAUGAUGGGGCUGAUAAGCGAAUCUCUUGGGGUGGGGCCAAACUACUGGAAGAAGAAAGUGGAUGAAGGGAUGCAGGUGAUGACGGUGAACGGAUACCCGGCGUGCCCGCAGCCGGAGUUGGCCCUGGGCCUCCCUCCCCACUCCGACUACUGCUGCCUCACGCUCCUCCUCCAGGACUCUCCUGGCCUACAAAUCCUCGACCGGGGCACCAACACGUGGAUGCUGGUGCCCGUGGUCGAGGGUGCUAUCCAGAUUCACGUCGGAGACCAGCUCGAGGUGCUCACCAACGGACUCUACAAGAGCGUCGUGCACCGCGUCGUCCUCAACUCCGACAAGCCCCGCAUCUCCGUCGCCGGCCUGCACGCGCUUGGGAUGGACGUCCCGGUGGAGCCACUGCCGGAGAUGCCCGACGCCCGCCGCUAUAGGCAGAGCAGCUUCAGCGAUUUUCUUGACUUUAUUUCCAAGAAUGAUCUUGGCCAGGGGAGGGGUUUCCUCGACACGCUCAAGAUUAAUGUUGACGACACUACAAGGGAUCGCCAGAUAUAAUUUACAUGCUUUUUUUAUGUUAUAUCUUUUGUUGUUUUUCUACUCUAUUUUGCUUUUAUAAUUAGCUUUUCAAGCAGUUUGGUAUGUAAUAUAAAUAAUUGGUGGUGAUUGGGCCGAUGUCUUAGUUGUUGGUUGUUUUUCUCGGUGUCCAGUUCUUGUUUCUUUUGGUUUGUUUGAAGUUUUUCACGGAUACCUGGUGCGUUGGAGUCUCAGUUCCGACUGAUCUGGCUUCGUUGGUUUUUCCCGGCCGGCUGGUAAUCUGUUUUGGAGUUGUUUGCUUUGUCGGAUGCUCUAUCACUUAUUUCUAGCUUCGUUGGUUUUUAAUUUGUUUUUCUGUUUU
Molecule: messenger RNA, 1417 nt
Organism: Salvia miltiorrhiza (redroot sage)
Lineage: Eukaryota; Viridiplantae; Streptophyta; Magnoliopsida; Lamiales; Lamiaceae
Product: flavanone 3-dioxygenase 3
Exons: 3
Coding region: 1-1077 (358 amino acids)
Source: RefSeq, a predicted model, not a curated record